AUGUCACAGGCUAAGGGGAAGAAAGCGGCACCCAAAGCUGAUAAGAAUAACUUCUUUGGACACAAACCGCUCGCUGCAACAGAAACCGCGCAAGCCAUGCUUGCCGCCGCGCAAGAUGGCGCCGACAGCCCAGAUGCAAGCUCUCACUUGACACAGCGGGACGAGAUACCACAGACUGGACACCUCACAAUAACUCACUUCGAACGGGCAAUGGAAGCAAUGUCAGCAAAACUGAUACGAACCUGGCAAUCCACAGCCGACCAAAUAAAAAAUGAAGUCAGAGAACUCUCCAACAGAACAGCCUCAGUGGAAAAUGACUGCCAGGACCUAAAAACCGCACAAACCGGAAUCUCCGAAAACUUACUUACCUUACAGCAAAGAAUGGAGGCCAUGGAAGGUAAACUGGCAGACUAUGAGGAUAGAGCUCGGAGGAAUAACCUACGGCUAAGAGGGGUUCCAGAAUCGGUCCAACCGGACGACCUACAACUGUACGUCAGGGGCCUGAUGCACGCCUAUGCCCCAGACAUCCCCUCAGACAUGCUGCUGGUCGACAGAGUCCACAGAGUCCCCAAACCAAAGCACCUACCGGACUCCGCGCCUCGCGACGUGGUACUCAGAGCACACUACUACCACAUUAAAGAACUUGUGCUCCGGGCCCACCGCAGCAGACAAGAGCCGCACGAGGACUAUCCAUCAGUGCUGAUCAUGGCGGACUUAUCAGCCGCAACGCUGAGGAGGAGAAGAGACUUCCAGCAAGUCACAACGGAACUAAGGGACCGAGGCAUCCGCUACAGAUGGGGCUUCCCCACAAAACUUAUACUGACGAAGAAUGGAGAAACGAAACUCUUCUCACGACCAGAAGACGCCAUGAAUGAACUGGCGAGAUGGAGCCCGCGUAGCAAACAGAGUGCCCCACCUGCAUCCUCGGCCCACGGGCGCAAAUCCACGCGAACUGACCGAAUGGACUAA
This is a messenger RNA of Pelobates cultripes (western spadefoot toad), 969 nucleotides long. The record is from the annotation of a GenBank genome assembly. NCBI's taxonomy places the organism in Eukaryota, Metazoa, Chordata, Amphibia, Anura, Pelobatidae.